Molecule: messenger RNA, 3138 nt
Organism: Eriocheir sinensis (Chinese mitten crab)
Lineage: Eukaryota; Metazoa; Arthropoda; Malacostraca; Decapoda; Varunidae
Gene: Men-b
Product: NADP-dependent malic enzyme-like
Exons: 12
Coding region: 138-1961 (607 amino acids)
Biological process (GO): malate metabolic process; pyruvate metabolic process
Cellular component (GO): mitochondrion
Molecular function (GO): malate dehydrogenase (decarboxylating) (NAD+) activity; NAD binding; malate dehydrogenase (decarboxylating) (NADP+) activity
Source: RefSeq, a predicted model, not a curated record
UGCGCAGAGAGGCCGCCAGCAGACGACUCCCUCCCAGCCACAUCCCGGGCGGCUUGUGAGGGAGAGUAACGUUCCUGUCUGGUCCCUCCGUAAGCCUUUAUAAACUAGUGCAUUUCUACUAAUCUACACUUCUGACUAUGUUCUCCGUCACACCUAGAUUGGCCCUGAGCCAGGCGCGUGUUGUUUUGGGCGGCAGCAUGGCAGGACUGCAGCGCGACAGGAUCGGACAGCGGCCCUUCCACGAGCAUACGGGGGACAACAUCUGCCCUAACAUGGUGCGGGGAAUUGACUACCUCAGGGAUCCCAGGCUGAACAAGGGCAUGGCGUUCACCCUGGAGGAGCGUCAGGUGCUGGGGCUCCACGGUCUCGUCCCCCCGCGCUUCAAGACCCAGGAGGAGCAAGUGGACCUCUGCCGCAAGAACGUGGAGAGAUACCAGGAGCCUCUUAACAAGUUCAUCUACCUGGCUGGCUUGCAGGACCGCAACGAGAGGCUGUUCUACCGUCUACUGAGCGAGAAUGUGGAAGAGUACAUGCCCAUCGUCUACACCCCCACCGUCGGCCUGGCAUGUCAGAAAUUCGGGGUCAUCUUCAGGCGGCCCCGCGGACUCUUCAUCUCCAUCCACGACAAGGGACACAUCUACGAGGUCAUGCGGAACUGGCCCGAGAGUGACGUCCGUGCCAUCGUGGUGACCGACGGGGAGCGUAUCCUGGGCCUGGGUGACCUGGGUGUGCAGGGCAUGGGCAUCCCCGUGGGCAAGCUCUCCCUCUACACCGCCCUGGCCGGCAUCAAGCCCCACCAAUGCCUGCCCAUCGUCCUGGAUGUCGGCACCAACAGGAAGGAGCUUCUGGAGGACGAAUUCUACAUCGGCAACAGACACGAGCGAGUGACUGGCGAAGCGUACGACAGCUUCAUCGAUGAGUUCAUGCAGGCCGUGGUUCAGCGCUACGGCCAGAACACUCUCAUCCAGUUUGAGGACUUCGGGAACCACAACGCCUUCCGCUUUUUGGAGAAGUACCGCCAGAUGUACUGCACCUUCAACGACGACAUCCAGGGCACAGCGUCGGUGGCAGUGGCCGGGCUCCUCGCCUCCCUGCGCCUCACCAACACCAAGCUGGCAGACCACAAGUUCCUCUUCCAGGGUGCAGGAGAGGCUUCUCUGGGCAUCGCAAACCUCAUAGUGAUGGCCAUGCAAGAGGAGGGACUCGGCGAGGAAGAGGCGCGCUCCAAGAUCUGGCUGGUGGACUCCCGAGGCCUCAUCGUGAAGGACCGGCCCAAGGGAGGCAUCAACGGGCACAAGCAGUCCUUCGCGCACCCCCACACGCCCAUGGAGAGCCUCGAGGACAUUGUCAGGGAGAUCAAACCCACCGCGCUUAUUGGCGCUGCGGCCAUUGGAGGAGUGUUCACCCCACAGCUGCUGAAGGACAUGGCCUCCAUCAACGAGAAGCCCGUCAUCUUCGCCCUCAGCAACCCCACCAGCCAGGCUGAAUGCACGGCCGAGGACUGCUACAAGUACACCGAGGGAAGGGCCGUGUUCGCAUCUGGCUCCCCGUUCAGCCCCGUCACCUACAACGGCAAGACCUUCCACCCCGGACAAGGGAACAACGCCUACAUCUUCCCCGGCGUGGCCCUCGGCGUCAUCUGCACCGGCAUCCACCACAUUGAGGACAGCAUCUUCCUCAUGGCGGCCAAGGCUCUCGCGGACAUGGUCACAGAGGACGAUCUCAGCAAGGGCCGCCUCUACCCUCCACUCUCCGACAUCCGCGAGUGCUCCCUGAAGAUCGCCGUCUACAUCGCCGAACACGCCUACAAAACAGGCAUAGCGUCCACCUACCCUCAGCCCAAGGAUCUCACCAAGUUCAUCGAGGACCAGCAGUACAAUUUUGAUUACGACACCCACUCAGCUAUCCCCACGACCUGGACCUGGCCCGACCUGACCAAGUUUGACCCCAAGAGUGCGUAAAUAAGAUGGAGCCUCGCGUCGCUGCCCUGUUGUGGCGGAAGGAUGAUCGGAUUGGUGGUGAAGCGAAGGAGAAGGGGGGAUGGAAGUGCGGAGGAUAACAGAAGCAAAUGCGAUAAAGAGAGAGAUGGAAGAGAAAAAUGGGAAAGUAGAAAUAAAAAGAAAAUCAUAACAAAAAAAAACAAAGAAAAUAAAUGAAGAAAAAUUAAGAAACACGGACAAGAAAAUCAGUGAGAGGAACAGCAAAAAAAACAAUAGAAAUAAUAAAAGAAAAUAAGAAAAAAAAACAAGAAAAAUAAUGAACACAAUACCACCACCACCACCACCACCAGCGUUCUACCCCAAUACCAUUCUGAUGAUGACGAUUACUACUACUACUUCUACUACUACUACUACUACUACUACUACUACUACUACUACUUAUACUGCUGAUACUCCAUACAAAACCACCAAGACCUCUCAUGUGUCUGUCCGAAGGGUCUUAUAUAUGUAUCCGAUAUGUGUCUGUGUGCUGGUAAGUCUGUCGUGUCUGUCCGAGUCAACCAAACCAGGAGGAACCGUAUGUCGGAAAAUGUAAAUAUGAGACAGAGACAGAGUGAGAGAGCUGGGAGGUGAUUAAACAGAGAGACAGAGAGAGAGAGAGAGAGAGCUGGGAGGCGUUAAACAGAGAGACAGAGAGUGAGAGAGAGCUGGGAGGCGUUAAACAGAGAGACAGAGAGUGAGAGAGAGCUGGGAGGCGAUUAAACAGAGGGACAGAGAGUGAGAGAGAGCUGGGAGGCAAUUAAACAGGAGUGUGAUUUGAGGAAGCUUGAAUACAGUAAUUAGAGGGUAUAAGAGUUACUUGACAAUAUGAAACUAUAGACGGUUGAUGUUAUGAUUGAUGUAUAUUAAUGACAGAAGAGGAGAGUUAGGAGAAAAUGCAGAGAAGUAAUUAAUGGAAAAUAACAUGUUUGGAGGUGGACUGAUAAGACUUGUAACUUGUAUAUAAAACCAUGCUUGUAAACUGUGUGUGUGUGUGUGAGAGAGAGAGAGAGAGAGAGAGAGAGAGAGAGAGAGAGGGAGAGGGAGAGGGAAAGAGAGCAAAAGAAAUUAAAAAAAAAAAAAAUGCAUGGAUGAAUUAAACACACACACACACAUACACACACACACACACACACACACACACACACACACAAACACA